Messenger RNA from Chironomus riparius, 761 nucleotides. NCBI's taxonomy places the organism in Eukaryota, Metazoa, Arthropoda, Insecta, Diptera, Chironomidae. The record is from the annotation of a GenBank genome assembly.
GUUCUAAAAACACUGAAAUAUGACAACACCAUCAAAAUGUGCAGUAAACGUCCUAAAAGAUGCUUGUGAUCGAAGUCAAAGUUGGAUUAAUAAUCAUAUGGAAAAAAUAUCAAAUCGAACAAACAAGUUUUCAACUUUGAAAGGUGGUUAUAGUAAAAUGAGACCAAAAAUAUUUCCAAAAGGAUUAUCAACUUUUAAGAAUAGCAACAAAAACGAUUUUGAUCAGGAAGAAUGUGAUAACUUUUUGAAAAAACCACGAGUGCGAGUACAAAGUGUAGACGUGAUUGAUAUCAAAGCUCGUGAAGUCUUGAAACAACAAUUUAAUGAAGAAACUUAUAUUAAAUUUGGAACAAAAGAUCUGAAUGAUUUACAAGAAUUGAACGAAAUCCAGAAUCAUAAAACACAAAAGAAAUUGAAAGAAGCCUUACUCAUAAAUUCAAAUAUCGAAUUAAAAGUAAUCAAUGCAUGUGCAACAUCUAAAAAACCAAGUCAGUGGAAGCCGAAGAACAGCAAAGAAAAAGUGUAUGUAAAAUCAGUUGAUGACUAUGAUGAUGGUAUAAAAAUCAUUCCGAGUGUACUUCUUACAUAUCAAACCAAAUUUACAAAAAUAUCUGAUAAUACAAGAAGAUGUUCACUUCAAGAAAAUUAUUCAGAUAGUUCGAAAACGAUUGACAUAACACCCUAAUCCCAAAAGGAUAGGAUUUUUCAGAAAUAAUAAAAAAUAUAUUGUAUUUCCGAUGGCAACAACCUUUUUUCAAAAU